AUGGCACAUUCUUUGAACCCCUUUGUGGCAUUGAGUGGCCAAGAAGACUUGAACAGCUCUGCCGCUGCUAGACCUGUCUAUGCUGCGUUGCCAACAUCUUCAAUACCUAUCGGUAUAGCAAAGGCCGACAUCGACAUGAUCAACAACGGCGUUCCUACUGCUGAAAAGUCAGAGAUGCAAUUGCCCCUGGCCGCAGAACAAGACGAGCAUGACAUAAGAGAAAAGUACCGGCCAUUUCUGCGACACUUUCCCAGACCCGAUGGCCCAGAUUGGAUCCAGGAUCUAGAGCUAGACACCGUCACUGAGAUGGCACGAGCAAAUCUCGCCCACACCGGCUCGCGUCUAAAGGUGCUGGUUCUUUACGGCAGUCUUCGAAAGAGAUCCUACUCAAAACUCACAGCCUUUGAAGCAGCCCGCAUACUGCACAGGCUGGGCUGCGAUGUGCGCAUCUUCGACCCCGCGCAGCUCCCAAUCCGCGACUCGGUCCCGCAAGAGCACCCAGCCGUGCAGGAGCUGCGCGCGCUGUCCCUCUGGAGCGACGGCCAUGUGUGGUGCGCGCCAGAGCAGCAUGGCAAUCUGACGGCCGUGUUCAAGAACCAAAUCGACUGGAUCCCGCUGUCGACGGGCUCCGUGCGACCAACGCAGGGUCGCAGCCUCUCCGUGAUCCAGGUCAACGGCGGCAGCCAGUCGUUCAACACGGUGAAUAGCUUGCGCGUCCUCGGCCGCUGGAUGCGCAUGUUUACCAUUCCCAACCAGUCGAGUAUACCCAUGGCCUACACGCAAUUUGAGGGCGAGGGCGGUGACGGCGGCGGCGCGGCCCGCCUGCUGCCCAGCGGGAACCGUGACCGCCUCGUAGACUGUAUGGAAGAGUUUGUCAAGUACACAAUCAUUAUGCGCGAGCACUUUGCACUUUUUGGCGACCGGUAUAGCGAGCGCAAAGAAAGUGCGGCGAGGGCAACACAGGCAUUUGCGGCCAGCGCUUUACAAUAG
Messenger RNA from Beauveria bassiana ARSEF 2860, 990 nucleotides. Its product is annotated as arsenic resistance protein ArsH, putative. The record is from RefSeq and is a predicted model, not a curated record. The transcript is spliced from 2 exons. NCBI's taxonomy places the organism in Eukaryota, Fungi, Ascomycota, Sordariomycetes, Hypocreales, Cordycipitaceae. Gene Ontology annotation, molecular function: oxidoreductase activity. The coding region runs from base 1 to 990 and encodes 329 amino acids.